AUGGCGAAGGUUAAUUGGUACAUGUGGAAGUUAGCCAUCUUUGUGGCCAUUGGAACCUUCCUCUACGGCUACGACUCCGGCAUCGUCACCAUAACCAUCGCAAAGCCCAGCUGGAUCAACUACAUGGGCCGACCAUCACCGAACUACAUCGGCGCAGUGGCUUCAGUAUACUCUGCCGGCCAGGCACUCGGAUGCCUCUUCCAGGUCUUCGUAGGUGAUCACAUCUCACGGAUCCGGUUCCUGCAAGCCAUGGCAAUGCUAGAAGCGGCCGGAGUCAUCGUUCAGGCAGCCGCAACCAGUAUGCCAAUGUUCAUUGCGGGACGAGCUAUAGCUGGGUUUCCGACCGGCGCGUUGUACCUAACGACCACGAUAUACCUGGUCGAGAUCUCUCCGUCGCAGACUCGCGGUCUUGUUGCUGGAUGCGGUGGACUCUGUAUCGGGUUUGGCAUCAUGGUUUCCAGCUGGAUCGGGUACGGCGCGAGCCAUCUGCCAUACGGUACACUUCAAUGGCGAUUGCCAAUCGCUCUCCAGGCACUUUGGGCGGUGAUUCUGGUCGUAGGCUUAGCACUUCAUGUGCCAGAAUUGCCACGUUUCCUCAUGUUCAACGGCAGACUUGACGAAGCACGGGAUGUGUACUUCAAGCUCAGGCCAGAUUUGAGCGCUUACCGAGCAGAGAAGGAUGUCUCGUGGUUGCGGGCUCAAGUCGAGUUCGAGCGCACUCGUCAGCAGGAUCAGUCCAUUUCAGAGCUAUUUCGACUCCAUCGAAAGAGGAUCGGGGUUGCCUUUACUGCUGGUGUCAUCUCUAGUCUGACGGGAGCCCAGGUAAUUGGAUACUAUCAAAUCCAGCUGUACCAGCAGUUGGGGAUAGAGCUGAAACAUCGUCUGCUCCUGGCUGGUGUCUAUGGUACUGUGUGCUUUCUGGCGGUGAUGACCACGGACAACUUCGUGAUAGAUGUAUGGGGUCGACGGAACCUGAUCCUCUUCGGGCUUAUCGGAUGUGUACUGGCGCAGAUAUACAGCGCCAUCAUGCAUUGGCAGUUCGAGUUCACCACGAACCAGGUCGGCAAGGGCUUCGCGGUGGGUGGAAUCUAUCUGCUCACGGCGGUGCAUUACGCUGCAUUCGGCAGUACUGCAGGUAUCUACCAAGCAGAGGUGCUUCCUGUCGCGAUACGUAGCAAAAUGAUGGGCCUCACAGGAUUCGCAUCGUUCUGCAUCAUGACCGGACUCAGCGAGGCAGCGCCUGUUGCUUUCGUCACCAUCAGGCAAAACUUCUACUCCGUGUUCGUCGGUGCUACAACUGUUUGUCUAGUCAUCGCUGCCUUGUGGUUUCCUGAGACCAAGCACAAGAGGCUAGAGGAAAUUGCGGCCGUCUUUGAUGACACUGUCUUGACCGUACCGGAGUCAUGGCAAAAGGAGCUCGUGCGAGGAGAAGCACGUAGAAAGCGAAUCCUGAGCUGCUGCUCUGGUGGUGAUGUUGUUGUAUAG
Messenger RNA from Fulvia fulva, 1485 nucleotides. Its product is annotated as Major facilitator-type transporter ecdD. Gene Ontology annotation, molecular function: carbohydrate:proton symporter activity. The record is from RefSeq and is a predicted model, not a curated record. NCBI's taxonomy places the organism in Eukaryota, Fungi, Ascomycota, Dothideomycetes, Mycosphaerellales, Mycosphaerellaceae. Bases 1 to 1485 code for a protein of 494 amino acids. Gene Ontology annotation, biological process: transmembrane transport; carbohydrate transport. Gene Ontology annotation, cellular component: membrane. The transcript has 4 exons.